CUUUUCACGUGACGUAGGGUAGUUAAGGACACAUUAGCCAAAGAGGAGUCACAACUUCUGAUCCACUGUAUACCAGCGAGGCACCGUGUGGCGACGACAGGAUAAUUACGAUCUCAGCUGCAAGUAAACAUGUAUCCACACACGCUGACGCAGUUGGACAGGUGGAAUCCUUUCAGCGCUCCUUUUACCGACAUGCAUCAGAAUGAGCAGCCGGCACCUGAAGAGGCGCAUCCAAAGCGUAAACUCCCGUCGGUUGAUGACGCUUGCCUUUCAGAUGGAGAGUGUGGGGCGUUUGUACACUGGUCUGAGGAGGUGCAGUGGUUUGAUGACCAGCACGAGGAAAAGAAGGACGGCACAGUGUCCAAUGGUGUCAAAGCGACAUGGAACAACACCCGAAUCCUCACCCGGGCGAUGGUUGCCAACGGCAACGGCAUACAUAAAGCGCUCGGACGGCAGAAUUUGGCGAAGGAGAUGAUGCCCAAUGGGGUCCACAUUCCAGCAGGCUUCAAACACUGGAUCCCACUGUGGGCAAAGGUAGCUGCGUUCCUGUUCUUUGGCGUGCUGACCGGCUGCCUGCUCUACAUCUUCCAGCCAGACGACUUCGUACCUCCGCCGCUUCAGGAAGAGGAGACAGAAGAGCUUGAGGACACCAUCAUGUUCACGUGGGAGUGGAUUUCCAUCAUGGUGGCGGAAACUGUCGCCGAAUUUGUCUUCAUAACAAAAUCGUUGUUCUCAUUUUUUUAGUCUGGCCAUGAUUAUAUGAUCGUAUAAAGUGUUGAUUGUACAGUGAUCCGAAGUGGUGAAGACCCAGGAAAUGGUCUCACUUUUACAAUUGUGAAUGCACAGGUGAUGGUUUGCUGAAUUGGACUUUUCAGGGUGUAAUGGAGACGUUGUUUCUGAAUGGUGGCAAAGUUUUUUGUAGAACUUUUGCAAGACUUUUUCUGCAGAUUUGAUUUUUCUUUUUCACAUUGUGUCUGGCUAUGCACAUACAUACACACAUACUCACAUACACACACACACACAUAUGCAUGCAUGUAUACACACACACACACACAUACACAUGCAUGUAUAUACACACACACACACACACACACACACACACACACACACACACACACAGAGAAACCCCUUCAUAACCCUUUCUCACACCCCAAUUUUUAGGCUUUCUAUUUGACCCAUAAGCAACACCCGCUGCCUCUCUUCGAAACAAAUGUAUUUUUUAUUUUUAGGCAAAAGAUUUCAUGUAUGUGUCUGUUGGUCGUUUUGGCCUGUUGUUUAACAUUUUAUUAUGUUGUUUACACCCAUGCAGUUAACCUGACUGAUGCUCACACACACAUUAUUAUCUAUCAAUAUAUCAAUCUAUAUCUCUAUCUAUCUAUCAAUCGAUCUAUUUAUCUAUCUAUCUAUCUAUCUAUCUAUCUAUC
Messenger RNA from Alosa alosa (allis shad), 1424 nucleotides. RefSeq lists its product as uncharacterized. NCBI's taxonomy places the organism in Eukaryota, Metazoa, Chordata, Actinopteri, Clupeiformes, Clupeidae. The coding region runs from base 130 to 744 and encodes 204 amino acids. The transcript has 5 exons. The record is from RefSeq and is a predicted model, not a curated record.